AUGAAGAACAUCUUUCUGUUCAGAUCUACACAGGAUCAGCGGUCAUCUGUAACGAUUACGUUCAACUACCAGAAAGGAGAGCUGUCUCUCGAUAGCUUUGCGAGCGCGGCUAGUCAUUCGACCAUGGCCCCUCUGCGACCCACCGAUGCUGACGCCAGGAAUGCAUCUUCCGAUACCCCCGAAAAGGAUUUACCAUCAGCGGGUACCAGAGAGUCCGGCAGUCUCAUGGUAAUAGCAGUACUGCGGGCGAAGCGACGCGCUGUGUUCGCCCAGGUGGUCCUGGUGGCCGUGGUCGAGAACAGCCGCGCCUUCUCGCGCCCCUAG
This is a messenger RNA of Aspergillus welwitschiae, 324 nucleotides long. RefSeq lists its product as uncharacterized. The transcript has a single exon. NCBI's taxonomy places the organism in Eukaryota, Fungi, Ascomycota, Eurotiomycetes, Eurotiales, Aspergillaceae. The record is from RefSeq and is a predicted model, not a curated record. Bases 1 to 324 code for a protein of 107 amino acids.